Messenger RNA from Neospora caninum, 3843 nucleotides. RefSeq lists its product as hypothetical. The coding region runs from base 1 to 3843 and encodes 1280 amino acids. Lineage: Eukaryota; Apicomplexa; Conoidasida; Eucoccidiorida; Sarcocystidae. The transcript is spliced from 6 exons. The record is from RefSeq and is a predicted model, not a curated record.
AUGUCGGGUUCUAAUGGCGACGAGAGCUCUGCUGACUGCGCGUUGACGCCGACGCGCAGGAGCAGCCGAAAGGAGGCUUCGUUGGAGAUGGGAAAGCGCGAUAAAGCUUCUCGUCGAGAGCGGAAAAUGGUCUCCCUGCGACAGGCGAGUUCGCGCCGGGAUGCGCGCCCCCACGUGUCUGGGUCCGUUCUUGUUCUCUUUGUUUGUGAAGCCGUGUGCUUCUUCUGUCUCGGCAGCAUCUUCUGCUACUUCUUCUGGAGUGAGCGUUUCGCCGGAUCAGCCUCUCGCGAAUCGCUCUCUUCUCACCAAGAGGCGGGUGCACGCCCGUCGCCCGCGUCUCCCGCUGAGUCCCCAGAGGCCACGCAUCCUGCGUCCUCUUUGGCGGCUUCGAGCGCCGAGCGUAGGCACCGCCGACACUCCGAGAGCGGGGAACUCGGCGCGCGAGACCUCGCCUCCUCCGUCGAUGCGGAGUUUCCCUUUGAUUUCAGCGAUUUCUCCCUCGGUGCCCCGCCGAUCCCCGUGCACGCGGACUCUCCACCCCCUAGUCUGUUUAGGCCCCUGCGACUCCCGGGCCAGGCGGCGCGGCGUCUCAACACCGAGGGCUCCAUCCUUCGAGGCUCGUUCGACACCAGUCGCGCGGACGAAAGCGUGACGGAGGUUAGGAGUCGGCGCAAGAGAAAAGGCCCAGACGGCGCUCCGGGCGGGAGGGCGCCGGCGAAUCGGCAUUCUGAGCCUUCGUGGGUGACCUCGACUGUGGCGUGGACUGACGGCUCGCAGAAGGAACUCUCCGCGGAAGAGUAUGAACUGUCGACAGAGAUGUGGGGACACCAAUCCGAACGCAGCAACGACGACGACGGCGAUGACGACGACGAGGACCACGACGAUCCGUCGACGGUCACGAUCGCCCCGCACGCGAUAUUUGACGCGUCUUUCGGGGGAAACAGAGGGUUGCAGUCGAAUUACGAGGCGAAUUCGCUACCCCACGGGGCGGAGACCGGCCACGGAAGCACUCCCGGCGAGCCCCAAAUCGCUGCAAGUGGACCCACGACCGAGCCGUCGUCCAGCGACCGAGCGGAAAGCGCCGGAACGCGAAAUCAGGCAGGCGCCAAGGAUGGAUCUGAAAGGGGGGACAGUGGAAAUUUCACGGCGACGCGCGGGUCGGAUUCCGACAGGGACGAGGACGGAGGAGCAGCGCCGAAGCGAUCGCGCUCCAGGAGCCGAGACAGGAGAAAGAGAGACGAAGACUCCGGCACCCACGCAGCCAACGACGGAUAUGCUGCCGGCCAGGGCGUCAUGCACCGUAUGUGGGUCACGCGGCAAAACCUCGCCAAAAUCGCCAAGAAGAAACUGCGACAGUUCCACUGCGACAUGCCGCGGGAGCAGGUGUGCGACUACCUCAAAUCCGAUCAGCAACAGUACCGCGUGUGGUUCACCUUGGCCGUUCUGUAUGGCCUGGAGUGGCCCUUCUACUCGUACGCCGACGGCGGCGGCACGCACUUUCUUCAGGAACUUCUCGAACAGACGCGCGACUUCGGUCCUCCCGCCGGGGCGAGCUCUCUCGUUCGGAAACGCUACGAACAGUUCCGCGAAUGCGGGAUGCCGCAGGCCUUCGAGACUGGACUAAACAAGCUGAUGGAGUGUCUACCGUCUGGGGCGGAGUUCCCCAACGUCCUCAAGAAGGCGGCGGAGAACCUUCGCUUCCGCAAGGUGCUCUUCGGCAUGGGAGACGUGCACGUCCCGUUCGACGGAAUCACGAGUCUAGCGCACGUCUUCGACACGGUGGAAGACGCCAUGGGCCUCGUCUGGGGGAAGGAUGUCUUCCUGGGCAAAGACCCUUCUGCGCCUGCACACUGCAAACCGUUCACUUCCGAUGAAUUGUACUAUAAGUACAUGUUCGCUUUCAGUGAAAGUCGGCGGUACUUCUCCAUGGUUGUCCUUCUCAAUCGAGCAAUGCGGCAACAUGUCACCCAAAAGCCGCACAAUGGUAUCAUCCUUCUUCUCGUCGAGCAGCCCCACGUCUCCAGCAGUUCCUCCGCGACCUCAGCUGUCGCGUCUUCUGCUUCGACAGCGGUCCUCGGGUCCUCCAAAUCCAACAACCCUCGGCGUCUCUCUGCGGUGUCCUCGAGCAGCGGCUCGGCGCCACGGAGUUCUAGAGGGGGCUCGGGAGGACGCAGAAUUCCAGAGCUUGGGGCCGACUCGGAUCCAGAUUAUUUUCAGCGGUUACAGGAUUUCCAGAUGCUGCAAGAGCGAGUCAGACAAAGUGUUCUUAUGAAACUGGAGAGCGCCAUUGUCCGUUUCUACCCCACGAGUAAAACGAUGCGAAAAGAUAUCGUUAAGCUGCCGGAUGUCCGAGUCUCGGGUUUCUUCGCCCGCUCCGCAGAAGGUCGGACCCACGAGAAAGGUCUCGUAGGGUUGGAAAUCGACUUCAAGCUCAUGGAGCGGUUCAAAGAACAAACCCCUCCGAAUAGCGUUCUGAUCCAAGUCACUUUGCUGGACCUCUGGGCAACGCAACCGAUCGAGGAAUGGCCGGAUGUCAUGGAUCCCUCAAAGAAACUCGUUUCCUCUUACACUGCGACGCAGCUUCUGAAAUCUGAGUUGCAGUGGGACCAGUCGCUCGCAAGUUUUGAGUGGGGUAGAACAAAGUUCAUCUACUCGACCGUGUCGGAGGUGUUUGAGUAUGAAAAAAUCGACACUGCUAACCGCGUCAGCUUCGAUCCAGACAUUCAAGUUAUGCUACUGCAGAGCUACAGUGACUUCGUCGCAAACGGAAAGGAAGACGGUAUGCUGGCGAUGAUCAUCGAGGUCCUGCAGCGGAAGCCUUUGGGGCACUCUGGGGUUCCUCGAGAGUUCCGAGCGGACCGCAUUGUCCUACAGGGCACAGCGACGCCCCUAGAACAGCAUGGAGGCGGGAAGGGCCAACUCUACAGAAAGAUGCAGUUCGGCUCAGGAAUUGACUAUGGCGAGGUUCUGCAGAUCGAGAAGGCAAUCAGAGAGCACACAGUCAUGCUGCAUCUCAAAAUCGUUGGCCUAGGUCACGCAGCUGCGGAAGACUGGCGUGGCCUGAAGGCGCACGAAAUCCUGAAUCGCCUUGCUCAACGACUUCGAGGAACUUUUGAAAUUCACUACGUUUAUCCGGGGAAAAUGCCUGACAGUCCUCAGGUUGCGAGUCGGUCGGUGAAAUGCACGAACGUGAUCCCCGACUGGAUCCUAGCUUUGGCAGUUUUUGCGACGGCCUCGUUUUUUAUCAUCUUCAUCAUUCUUAUGAUGUACCACCGCAAGCUGGACGUGCCCUGGUGGGUUUCCUGUUGGUGUAGCCGGUUCUCGCCUUGGGAGAAGGACGCCGCAGACAAACAGAGCACGUGUCCAAGCGAUAUGGAGAGCAGCCGAGGCGAUGGAGAAGUAGGGCCUAGGCGUCAGUCAUGUUUAACUGACGAUGAGGAGUGUGAAGACCCGCGAACGGCACACUCGAUGACACGCAUAAUAGAAGAGGACUACGACUGGGCCGACUACGGACAUGCGGGUGAUAUCUCGCGUGCGAAUACGCCUACCCCCCGUAGUGGCGCCUUUGAGCACGUGUCCGAUUCUUCCGUGCGAUCGACCUUCAGAGUCGCUUACAAAUGUGGAAGCAGCAGUGGAGUUUACGGACUGGCAGGAGGGCACAGACAUAGCUCCUCUUGUGGAAGUUUAGGGUCCGCUAGAAUUCCCUCCAGAGGCUAUGACGACGUCAACAUGGGACACCCAGUCGCGCCCCCAGGUGUGUUAAACUCUAUGCCUGUAGUGCGCACGCCAACACUGACGAGAGCCGUUUCAAGACGACUGGGGGCAGAAUCAGGUUUCACGUGA